Messenger RNA from Cuscuta campestris, 845 nucleotides. The record is from the annotation of a GenBank genome assembly. NCBI's taxonomy places the organism in Eukaryota, Viridiplantae, Streptophyta, Magnoliopsida, Solanales, Convolvulaceae.
UCAUGCCUAUUUAAUGACUCCCGUGCCCUUGCCCUACCUGACUAACUUCCUACCUGCCCCUCUUUUUAAUCCAAUAUUAAUAAAAUCAUCCGCCCAAAAAAUCAAUGGAUAUGGGAGCGAUGCACGGGAUGGCGCCGUCGUCCGCCGCCGCGAACGGCACCGCGCACCGCCGCCACAUGAUGAUGAUGCACAUGACCUUCUUCUGGGGAAAGGACACCGAGGUCCUCUUCUCCGGCUGGCCUGGAUCGGGCCACCUCGGCAUGUAUCUGCUUUCCCUGGCCGUCGUUUUCGGAUUGGCGGUUCUGAUCGAGUGGCUGUCGAAUUGCAAUUACAUCAAGGACUCCGCCGACCACGUGGCGGCCGGAAUCGCGCAGACCGCCCUGUACGGAUUCCGAAUCGGGCUUGCCUACGUCGUGAUGCUCGCCGUCAUGUCUUUCAACGGCGGCGUGUUUCUGGCGGCCGUCGCUGGACACACGCUCGGUUUUUUCUUCUUCGGGAGUCGGGCUUUCAACAAGGCGCCGCCGCCGCCGCCAGCGACGGCGUACGGGAAGACCACCGAUCUUCCGCCUAUGAGCUGUAACUGCUGAGAAAUUUAUCAUUUUGAAUAUCUCCGUACGAAAUACUGUACAAAAGCAAGUUUUUUAAAUGUUUAUUGAUAUUGAUUAAAAAGGGAUGAACCUCAAUCCUCCAAGUCCCAGUGUUUCCCAGCUCAGUUAUCAAUAAAUGUUUAUUGGUAUUUUAUUAUCAAUAAAACAAGAUUUAGGAUUUUCAUGAUUUUUUUUUCAAAAUAAGAUUACACUGUGUUAAUGUGACUAUGUCCUGUGGUAAUGUGGCACUGUACAUGU